Molecule: messenger RNA, 393 nt
Organism: Eimeria necatrix
Lineage: Eukaryota; Apicomplexa; Conoidasida; Eucoccidiorida; Eimeriidae
Product: microneme protein, putative
Exons: 3
Coding region: 1-393 (130 amino acids)
Biological process (GO): SRP-dependent cotranslational protein targeting to membrane
Cellular component (GO): signal recognition particle, endoplasmic reticulum targeting
Molecular function (GO): ribosome binding; 7S RNA binding
Source: RefSeq, a predicted model, not a curated record
AUGUCUUUGGAUUUAUUCGACAGCGAAGAUGUGGAGAAGCAGCUGCUGCCUCCCAGCAGCAGAAGGGCCCCUGCUGCAGCAGCAGCAGCAGCAGCAGCAGCAGCGGGGAAGCCAGCAGCAGACAAGAAAAAGAAAAGAAAAAAAAUCAAAUACCCCAAAGGCUGGGACCCCAGCAAACCCCAAAUGCCCCCAGACCCAGAAAGGUGGAAACCCAAGCAUGAACGAAGCGGCUACAAGAAAAUGCUCAGAAAGCGAAAAGAAUGCCUCAGAGGAGGCGCUCAAGGCGCUGUAGCUCCAGGAAUUGCAGAAGCGGUCACCGGCUUCCGCGACAGCGGGCCGACCACGGCGAAGACGAAGGCGGCGACGGACGAGGGCGCAAUGCGGGCAAUGUGA